This is a messenger RNA of Colletes gigas, 2230 nucleotides long. It is a transcript of the gene Pak3, whose product is annotated as serine/threonine-protein kinase PAK 3. The transcript has a single exon. Gene Ontology annotation, biological process: protein phosphorylation; intracellular signal transduction; regulation of MAPK cascade. Bases 158 to 1681 code for a protein of 507 amino acids. The record is from RefSeq and is a predicted model, not a curated record. Gene Ontology annotation, molecular function: ATP binding; protein serine/threonine kinase activity. Gene Ontology annotation, cellular component: cytoplasm. Lineage: Eukaryota; Metazoa; Arthropoda; Insecta; Hymenoptera; Colletidae.
CCGUGAUAGACAGUCAGGCGAGUCACGUUACGAUGAGAGUUAUGGUUUAAAAAGGGACCGUGCUUUUCCCCUUCCUCCAUUUUCGUCCUUCUCGAUAAAAAAGAUUACGAUAUAUCGUAAACGGAAACGCAAUAAAAGCGCGAGGCUACGCGCUAAAAUGAGUCUCAACAUAACGAAGUUGUUCUCGAGGAAAAAAACUGGCCCAAUCAACGACACGGUUGCCGCCGAAAUUGGUUUACCCACCAACGUUUCUCAUCAAUUUCAUGUGAGUAAAAAUGCUGAAACCGGACAAUUGGAAGGUCUCCCCGAAUCUUGGAUUCGCCUGCUCAACACUCAGAUAUCGAAAUCAGAGCAGGACGAGCAUCCUGCAGCCGCCUUGCAGGCCAUUAAAUUCUAUAAUUAUUCGAUCAAACGAAAACCAGAGGAGAAGGUAUUCAAACCUUUCGUCACGGAGGAUUUGAUCGAGGAAGAAUCGCAAGAAAUUGAUAAAAUCCUGUCAAAGAAAUGUCAGUCCAGAGAUUCGGACGGUUCAACCUCUGUUGGUUCUACGGAUAGUCAAGUACAGAGGUUACCAGAGCUUCCACCUAAAGCAAUUGUUUACAAGACUCCAAAAAUUACACCAGAAAUAUUCCACGAUAGAGUAGAGAAGACUCUUACAGAGAUCCUUGAAGAUUUAAAUACAUAUCGCAUCGAAGAUGAUCAGUUCCCAGAAGAUGAAAAUGCUCCAAACAGAGCAGAGGAAAGUCCUGUUCUUCGAAAGAAGGUGGACUCCACAGUGAUGAAACUCACUGAUGAAGAAAUUUUUGAAGAACUUCGGGCUAUUUGUCAUAAUGGAGAUCCUAAUCUACGUUUUGAAAAAACUAAGGAAGUUGGAGCCGGUGCUUCAGGUACUGUAUUUAUAGCCACUGAUUCACAGACUAAUCACAGAGUUGCUAUAAAAGAUAUAGAUUUAUCAAAGCAACCUAAAAAGGAACUGAUAUUGACUGAAAUUAAGGUUCUCCAAGAGUUUCAACACCCAAAUCUUGUCAACUUUUUGGAUGCGUAUCUUGUAAAUGAACAUCUCUGGGUAAUUAUGGAAUUGUUAGAAGGUGGACCGCUUACGGACGUUGUUACAGAAACUGUAAUGAAAGAAACUCAGAUAGCAGCAGUUUGCAGAGAGGUUUUAAAGGCAAUUAAUUUUCUACAUUCAAGAGGAAUUAUUCAUAGAGAUAUUAAAUCAGAUAAUGUGCUACUUGGUAUGAAUGGUGCUGUGAAAGUUACAGACUUUGGUUUUUGUGCUAAUAUAGAUGGUGAUGAGAAACGACAAACUAUGGUUGGUACUCCUUAUUGGAUGGCACCAGAAGUAGUGACAAGAAAACAAUAUGGCAAGAAGGUGGACAUUUGGUCUUUAGGUAUUAUGGCUAUUGAAAUGAUAGAAGGUGAACCACCUUACAUGAAAGAAACACCUUUAAGAGCCUUAUAUUUAAUUGCUGCUAUUGGUAAACCUUCUAUUCCCAGAUGGGACACAUUAAGUCCGACAUUUCAAAACUUCUUAGAAAGAUGUUUGGCUGUUGAAGUUGAUGAAAGAGCAACAGCUGAAGAAUUGUUAUGUCAUCCAUUUCUAGAGAAUUGUGCAGAUUUAACAACACUUACACCAUUAAUUCGAGCAGCACAAAUAAUUCUUCAUAAAGCAUUUUACUAGGUAAUUUCCUAAAGUAAAAGUCAGAUAUUUGUUUUUAUUUUAUUAUGCAUUUGAUUAAUCAAAUGUGUGUGAUACUACAUUGAUAGAAUUUAUGCAACAAAAAAUAAUUCUAAUGUUUGAGGAAUAUAAUUGUAUGUAGUACUGCAGUUUUACAUAUUUUAUAUGCAAACUACCUACAGUAAUAUCAAUGUUCUACCAAAUUUAUAGUAGGAAUAGUAGAAAUUGUAGUAACAAAGGAAUUACUGCAAAGCAAUUUUAAUAUUCAUUUUAACCGUUAAUUUAUCGGAUAUAACGAAUACAUGGUUAUUAAAGUGAACGCGAUAGGUUAGUUUCUGUUCGAGUCAAUGAAAAAAUUAUCAUUAAUAUAAAUUAUUAAUAAUCGUUUUAUGUGCAAUAUCGUGUAUCAUUUUAUGUAUAGUGUCACGUAAGCUCUGUGUGUGCUUUUUGUUUUUAUUAUUUUUUUUUUUAAUAUAUAUACUAAGAAAAGUGCAAUUUACAAAGUUCUAUCAAUUCCAGAAUAAAUAGUAGAGGCAAAAAUAAUAUGCCAUG